Messenger RNA from Gigantopelta aegis, 2316 nucleotides. RefSeq names its product kelch-like protein 9. The transcript has 3 exons. Bases 209 to 2008 code for a protein of 599 amino acids. NCBI's taxonomy places the organism in Eukaryota, Metazoa, Mollusca, Gastropoda, Neomphalida, Peltospiridae. Gene Ontology annotation, molecular function: protein binding. The record is from RefSeq and is a predicted model, not a curated record.
UGGCAGGAACUUCCUAGCUCAUUAGGCGAAAUAAAAGUUUGUCUUAAUUUAGUAGAAUGUGUCAUAAUUGGAAUAUUGUAAUCUAUUGCUUGCUAUCGUGACGCCUGAAGAAUUUUGAUGUCUUGUAUAUUAUUGUAGCGGAUCAGUUGAAGAUUUGGAUGACACUUGUCUGAAGGUUACACAACUGCCCAGAGGCCACAUAUCAAAUAUGGCCGAGGGUCAGGAGGUUGCUACGACGACAACCAAUGGCGAUGUUUUUCGUGUGGAGGAACGUCCUGAACAUGGCAUGAAAAUUCUUCAAGGGCUAAAUAAGCUUAAACAUGACAAAAUAUUAUGUGAUGUCACUCUCAUUGCUGAAGGUAGCAAAUUUGAUGUGCAUCGUGUCAUUCUCGUCUCAUGUUCAGACUAUUUCCGAUCGAUGUUCACCAGUGGAAUGCGAGAGAGCACCCAGAAAGAAAUAGAACUCAAAGGAAUUACGUCAAAAGGUUUAGAGAAAGUCUUGGAAGUGAUAUACACGUCUACGACCACUCUGGAAGGUGAUGACAUCUUUGACGUGAUUGCCGCAGCAACUCAUUUACAAGUGACGCCUGUGAUCGAGUUCUGCGAGCGGAACUUCCUCAGUGGCAUGACCACGACCAACUUUUAUGACUUCAUAAACACGGCAAAACUCUACAGUAUGAACAAUGCCUUGAAGCAGAUAGAUGUAUUCAUAGCACAAAAUCUCAUGCAGAUUGCAAAAGAGGGAACACUACAGCUUCUGACUUACGAGCAGAUGCUGAACUGUCUGAACAGUGAGAAACUGUGCCUGCGUGAGAUUGACAUCUUUCGAAUCACGUGGGAGUGGCUAAAGCAGGUUGUCAUUCAGGAAGACCAUUCUCCGGCGCUGAUGAAGCUGAUCCGCUUCCCGCUGAUCAACCCCACCGACUUGGUUCAACACGUGCAGCGUGUUGACACAAUGAUGUCGAACCCCGAACUACGGCAGAUGGUCCUCGGCGCGCUCAACUACCACGUCGUUCCACACUCUCAGCCCCUCGUCAUGUCUUACAGUGUUCAGUUGCGGUCAUUCGUGGAUCGACUUCUCAGUGUGGGAGGGCGGGAGAUUCAUCCCAAUCCCUGCCUGCAUGACGAAAUUCUGAUAUUCGAUUCCAAAAUAACGGCAAACAGUUUGUUAAACAGACAGGAGGUUGCCACCUUGCCGAGUGCUUUGAGUCAUAUGCAGGUUGUGGUGUACAACAACUUCCUGUACGUUUUAGGGGGUUGCACGACGCAGUGUGCCCAUGGCGAGUCGGCUGUUAAUUCUGUUCUCCGAUAUGAUCCACGGUUCGAUAACUGGUUUCAGGUGUGUCCGAUGUUGAACAAGAGAGCUUAUUUCUUCGCCGGGGUGUUAAACAACAAGGUGUAUUCUGUGGGCGGGAAGUUCAAGGACGGGAGCCUGGCCACUGCGGAGGCCUAUGACCCCGCUCAGAACACUUGGGAACUGAUAGCAUCCAUGCCCAUGUCGUAUCACGCACAUGCCGGGGCAGUGUAUAGCAACCAUAUAUAUAUCUCUGGUGGCUACAGUGGCAACCACUUCACGCCCGAUAUGCAGCGGUACGAUCCUCAGACGAACCAGUGGGAGGACAUGGCCCCGAUGCUGACCCCGCGAGGCUGGCACGUGAUGUGUGCAACGCACGAAAGACUGUUUGUGUUUGGUGGCUGCAACCUUAACGUCAACCAGCAGGCCCAGCCCGUGAUGCAGUCUGAGUGUUACGAUCCCACGAUGGACCAGUGGACAAUCAUAGCGCCUCUGUCGAUAUCUCACAAAGAGGCGUCGUGCGUCGUCUACCACGACCAUAUAUACGUCCUGGGGGGUUACAACGUGCAGACAAAGACUGGGCAGAAACUCGUCUCAAAGUACGACAUCUACACGGGCAUUUGGGAAACGGUAGGGGCUCUGCCUCGCAGUUUGACUGGGGUGGGAUAUUGCACGUUGAAGCUUCCUUCGUACAAUGUGGACGAGAGAGAUUAACAUAAUACACACAACACUGGUGGCUCACUCUUAGUAUAAAAUAAAUGUAGUGACGUGUACAUACGUGUUGACACUGACUAGGAAGUCCACACAUUGUCUUAACAGUGAAUUUGGUGUUUCGAUAAUGGAAUUUUGAUUGCUUGCUUUGCCCUAUUCUGUGUUAGGGCAUGGUAAACCCUCAUCAUGUUGUGUUGAUUUCAGAGCCACUUUCUUUUAAAGUGUGUGGAUACCUUCUGAUGAAGUGUUUCAGUCACAUACAACACAUAUAAACUUUGCUUUUGAAGAAAUAAAUCCAAAACCAAACCUUA